AUGCCUGCCGUGCAAGACUUGAGUGGCACCUACGAUGGCAUCCAGGUUCAGCUGGAAGAAGCCUCAGCUCCGGGCCAGAUGGUCAUAGACGGAAACGUCUUCCCUCUGGUCCUCGUCUACAAAUCCUCAGAUGUCUCGAGAAGGGACAUCACCGAAAAGUUCCUCUCAGAGGUCUCGUCAAAGGGAAUAUUCACAACCCUGUUGCAGAACCAUGGAGCGGUUUUGUUGAGAGGUCUCGGCGAUUCCUCAGGCGAAACCUUUUCACGGUUCGUGACUGCCGUUGAAAAAUCAAGAGGAAGCUUUCCUUUCGAGCAGAUCGGUCUGGCUGGAAAAAGACACGCGUGGGCUGAAAACGUGUUCACUGCCAACGAAGGUCCACCAAAGACCAGAUUCUACCAGCACAAUGAGUACUCCAGAUUCACCCAUUUCCCCUCCAAUAUCCACUUCUUCUGCCACAAGGCUGCCAAGAGAGGAGGCGGAGGAAGUCCUAUAGUUCAUUCGAGAAGGCUUUUUGAAAGGGUCAACGAGACCAUUCCCGAAUUCAUAAAGGAACUUUCUGAGAAGAGACUUGUGAAUAACCAAGUUUACCCCAGUAAGACUUAUGCAACUGCUGCCAUCAAGGGAAAUGAGUUUUAUUGGGAAGGUCCAGACACUUUUGGACAAGAGAUAUUGGAGACCGACUCUAUAGAGACGAAAAAAGCGAAGGCGGAGAAGCAGGUCAGAAGGCUGACUGAUGAUUUCGCUUGGCAGGAAGACGGUUCGAUUGUCGUCAGACAGCACAUACCUGCAUUCAGAGAGAACCCAGUGACUCACAAACCGCUUUUCUUCAACAGUUUUAUUGGAGGAUACGGUACCUCCAAAGACCACGGAGCCCUUCACCCUCCGCACAUUGGUGAUAACGGUGGUAUCUAUUAUCCUACCACCUACGACACAGGCGAGAGGAUUCCAUUGGAUUAUUUGGAGACAUGUCUUCAGAUCUCCAGGGAAUUAGAGUUUGUACAAAAAUGGGAAGAUGGUGAUUUAGUUUUGCUAGACAACUAUCAGGUUUCCCAUGGAAGAGAGCCUUGGACGGAAGGAGAUGAAAGAAUCGUUCUGGUGAGUAUGUGGGAUCGCCCAGGACCAAAGCCAAAAGAAUGGAAGGUAGAGGUAUAG
Kuraishia capsulata CBS 1993 is the source of this 1152-nucleotide messenger RNA. RefSeq lists its product as uncharacterized. Gene Ontology annotation, molecular function: oxidoreductase activity. Bases 1 to 1152 code for a protein of 383 amino acids. The record is from RefSeq and is a predicted model, not a curated record. The transcript has a single exon. NCBI's taxonomy places the organism in Eukaryota, Fungi, Ascomycota, Pichiomycetes, Pichiales, Pichiaceae.